AUCUAUCUUCACCUUUGUUUUCUAUUGGUUUGGCGCGGAUCACCAUCUGUACCAUUAGAUCAUACUGAAUCAACGCUUGAGAUUUGUUUCUUUUUUUCCAAUUAUUUUCUGAGAACAGAUCUCGUGUUUGAGAGAGAGAGAGAGAGAGAGAGAGGGAGAGAGAGAGGCGAUUGGGUAAAGCUGUGCUCGACGCCCUAGCAAACCUCAGCCUCCUUCUCUUCCUCUUCCUCGUCGGCCUCGAGAUUGAUCUGAAAUCUCUCCGCCGCACCAGCCAAAAAGUGAUUUCCAUCGCAGCCGCCAGAAUGCUCCUCUCUUUCGCGAUGGGCGUCGUCACCUCUUCGCUUUCCCGGAAGUUUCUUCACCGGAAUCCGUACCUUCACCAGCGCAUACCACGGUGGACGGGAUGACUCGAAGCCAAUCGGAGUGGACCUUCCACAGGCUUCUCAAGGAGAUGUCCGGUUCGAAGAAGGCCGCUCCUGUUGCUGCCAAGGCUGCAAGCAGUUCAGAUUCGUCUGAGGAAGAUUCCGAUGAGGAAAGUGAAGAUGAAAAACCUGCACCAAAGGCAAAACAAGAUACCAAGAGUGCUAAAAAGGAUAGUAGUAGCGAUAAAUCCGGCUCUGAUGAAUCAGAGAGUGAAGAUGAGGAAGAAACCCCAAAGAAAACGUGCUCUGAUGUCGAAAUGGUGGAUGCUGAGAUGAAACAGCCAAAGAAGGUACAACAACGUUUUAGUUGCUCGCCACAUCUCAAGCAGUGGAGAUGAUGGAGAUGAUGUGCACCUAACGUGUUGGUAGAGUGACAGGCUCCACAAGGUUCUUGAGUUUGUGAGCACAGUUCAUGAUCUGUGUGAAGAUGAGGUUGAUUCAGAGGAUGAAUAUGAAGAAAACACUGAUCAGUGGACAUGAGAGAUUUGUGUUGUUGGUGUUAUGAUCAUGGGGAAAUUUGUGUUGUUGGUGUUUGUUGAACUUGAUACGUUUGGAUGGAAGUAGAUUUGUAAACUUUUCAUGUUUAAUGUAAAAUUUGCAAUUUCAUU
Brassica napus (rape) is the source of this 1030-nucleotide messenger RNA. RefSeq names its product nucleolin 1-like. The transcript is spliced from 4 exons. NCBI's taxonomy places the organism in Eukaryota, Viridiplantae, Streptophyta, Magnoliopsida, Brassicales, Brassicaceae. The record is from RefSeq and is a predicted model, not a curated record. The coding region runs from base 404 to 760 and encodes 118 amino acids.